CUCCAGGACAACACAGACUUUGGUACUGAUUGGGGCUGGGAUGGCAAUAUAAUCACAAAGGCGAAUGGCUAUCUGUAUCAGCUUCAGUCGCCUUCUUUCUUAGUUUGCUUCAAGAUUCUCCUUGAAAUUUUGCAAUGUCUCAAAGGCCUCACAGGCAAGCUUCAAAUGCAAACAUCUGAUGUCAUGUAUGCCUACAAGCAGGUUCAGUCAGUACGUUUAAUCCUACAGAAAAUGAGAGAGGACUGUGUCCAAGAAUUCAAUAAAAUCUUUGCCGAAAGUCUUAAGUUAGGACAAGAUCUCCAUGGUGAAGAUUUUGAGUUGACCAAACCGCGCAUUGCAAGGCGACAGUCUCAUUGAAGCAACAUUGAAACAUGCAGUGCAGAGCAGUAUUAUGGUGUAACCAUGUACAGUGAGUUCCUAUCUCAUGCCAUAAGGGAGCUUGACAACAGAUUUUCUGGAAACCAGUACUUGGUUCACGGCUUGCUUCAUUUGGUUCCAAGUAAGGUUGCUUCUGAAUCUCAUGAUGACUUUCCAGAAACACUCAGUCAAGCUGCUGAUUAUUUCAAAGACGACUUGCCUCAUCACAACAUGCUUUCCAUUGAGUAUCGAAUGUGGGUCCGGAAAUGGAAGUGUUCAGAUGAAGUUCCAACAAAGCUUGUUGAUGCACUCAAAUCAUGUGAUGAGAUUCAGUUUCCUAACAUAUUCGUUUUGUUGAAGUUGACUUUAACGCUUCCAGUCACCACUUGCGAGUGUGAGAGAAGCUUUAGUCAACUCAAACUGAUUAAAACCUGCAGAAGAUCUACAAUGACAGACGAUCGAUUAAAUGGAUUGGCAAUCAUGAAAAUAGACAGUGAUCGAUGUGAAAGAAUUCGGAAAUCUCCAGAAGCACUAAAUCUACUUGUGAACUUAUUUGCAUCAUUACAUCCUGGGAGAAUGAAGAUUGCUUUUGUUCUAGCUGAUCAAUAA
Molecule: messenger RNA, 966 nt
Organism: Corticium candelabrum
Lineage: Eukaryota; Metazoa; Porifera; Homoscleromorpha; Homosclerophorida; Plakinidae
Product: 52 kDa repressor of the inhibitor of the protein kinase-like
Exons: 1
Coding region: 403-966 (187 amino acids)
Molecular function (GO): protein dimerization activity
Source: RefSeq, a predicted model, not a curated record